CCUGGGGGUCAUCUUCCUCCCGGGGAGGAGCACCUUCCUCCCAAGGAGGGUCACCUUUCUAGCGUUGCUCUGUGCUCUGAGGGUGUCUGGGACCUGUAGGGCGGGGAAAGGAGGGGAGGAGAGAAUGUGACAUACCAGAUCAGUAAGCCAGGGAGAGGUAGGGAGGGCGGAAGUGAAAGGGGGGAGAAUCUGGAACAAAUGGGGGUACACAGAGAUGUGCGUGGUGGUGGGGCACCUGUGCACGUCGGGUCAUCAGGGGGUCACAAACUAUUUUCCCAGCGAAAAAGUCAGACUAGGAAGACUGAGCACGCCACUAGAUGGGCAAAGCUGGGCUGAACAAAGGACCAGACUUGGUAUUCUUCCCUGCCUUGAUACGCUCUGGGUCGCGAGUCUCCCUCUUUUACCUGUGCAGGAAAUGACAAAUAUGAAGAAUUCUGAGAAACUCCAGAAGAUAUAAAGCCUGGAUAGUGAUUUACACAAUAACAUAAACAAAGACAAUGUUGAAAGACUUCAGAACUCUGAUUAAUGCACUUUCCAAGAAGUGAUGGACAAUGGAAAAAGCAUGAGGCAAUCAUUUUCAGGGCAAAGCAAGUGGGGUUGAUGGCCAAGGGGUGGAGUUAGAGAAAUCAAAGUGAUCCCCAUGAUUCCCGGACUUGGGCCAAGACAGUGUCUGUUUGUUCAUCCGCUUCCUGAUUUCGGAGUUCAUGAACAUGGUGAUUGGUGCCUUUAUUGGUGAUGGCAAGAUCAAGAAUAUAACCAUCAGGACAGCGAUGUAGCACAGUGGAUACAGUGCCAGGUUGGGAGAUGGGAGAGUUUUCAAGAGGUUAAAUCACUUAACCAAGGUCACAGAGUCCUCAUGUCAGAAGGAGAAUUUGAAUCCAGAUCAUCCUAACUUGGAUGCCUCUAUCCACUAUAGCACAUUGCCUCUCAGGAUCAUAAAAUACAUUAAAUAGGGGCAGCUGGGUGGCUCAGUGGUUGGAGAGCCAGGCUUAGAGAUGGGAGGUCCUGGGUUCAAAUUUGACCUCAGAAACUUCCCAGCUGUGUGACCCUGGGCAAGUCACUUGACCCCCAUUGCCUAGCCCUUACUACUCUUCUGCCUUGGAACCAAUAUACAGUAUUGAUUCUAAGAUGGAAGGUAAAGGGUUUUAAGAUAAAAGAAAAUAAAAUGCAUUGAAUAAGCUUUUGUUGAAGGGAAAAAAUUUAGUUUGCUCUUGACUCAGAUCCCUGGACUCAGCCCCAAGCCCCUUCCUUACUCCAUCAGCCAGCCCUGGCUCAGUGUUAGCCCCAUUGGGUGGAGUCUAGAACCCCUGCUCAGAGGCCAUGUUGCUCCACAUGCUGCCAAUCUGGGACCUUGCUCCUCCCCGAGCCCUGAGCCUGCUUGUUCUUUGAACCCUCCGUUAUUAUUUUCCUUUAUAUCCUGGCACAAUAAACUAAUCUCUGAAACAGCCCUAUUGGAGGAUAGGUCCUAGGAGGCUGGCAUUUGGAGCUCCCCCGGAAAACUCCGUGGAUCUUUGUUCCUUGGCCCCUCCCAGCACCCAAGAGCUCAUCUGUCUCUUCCUUCUGCCCUCCCUGGCUACUGUCUCUGUCUGUCCUCGAGCAGUUUUCCCCAACUCCUUGCCAAGGCCUGGACAUCCAUGCUUUCCUCAAGGCCUCCCUGUGACUCGGUGCCUAGCAGGGGCCCCGAGAACCAAAGUAAGCAGGUCCAGUGGGCUUCUGUCAUUCAGAGGAGCACCUCCGUGGAGGGGCACUCAAAGCCCCAGCUGGAUUCUUCCAAAGCCCCAGGUCCAGGGAAGGCCCGAAGACCAAGCCGGUUGACAGUGAAGUAUGACCGAGGGCAGCUGCAGACGUGGCUGGAGACGGAGGAGUGGGUGGAUGCCCAGCUACAGGAGCUGUACCAGGAGCGAGCGAUGCCCUCGGUGCCCGAGUUUGACCUAGAAGACUUCAUUGAACUUUCCUCUGAAGAACAGAAAAGCAAACUGCAGGCGAUCCUCCAAGAGUGUCCGAGCCACACAGAGCCCUUUAUCACGGAGCUGCUCCAUCGUCUCAAGAAACUCCGGAGGCUCAGCCGGCCUCAGAAAUGAAGGCUCCCAUGCUGCCCUAGUUACCCCAUAACCAUGGACUAGAGACCCUGCAGGCCUCACCCUCUGGCCUCCCAGAGCCACCCUGGACCUCGUGUGUGUGGGGGGGGGAGCGGCUCUCCCUGGGGAUAGGGAGAUGUGUGGAGGCGGCCCCUCUGUGGGGCACAGACGUGUUGGCACGCCGGCCACGACCAGUGACUGGCUCCCCUCCAGGGCUGCUGGGCAAGCCCUGAGCUGUGUUCAGUCUGGAAGGUAAAGCCCGUGGCAGAGA
This is a messenger RNA of Monodelphis domestica (gray short-tailed opossum), 2349 nucleotides long. RefSeq names its product protein phosphatase 1 regulatory inhibitor subunit 14D (gene PPP1R14D). Lineage: Eukaryota; Metazoa; Chordata; Mammalia; Didelphimorphia; Didelphidae. Gene Ontology annotation, molecular function: protein serine/threonine phosphatase inhibitor activity. Gene Ontology annotation, cellular component: cytoplasm. The record is from RefSeq and is a predicted model, not a curated record. Gene Ontology annotation, biological process: regulation of phosphorylation.